CACGUUUGGGGAGUUGCGGGAGGUUAACAUAACCUAUGCAGCGGACAUUUCUCGAGCAUUUGUAUUGUGUUCAUGUUUCGCCGUUCACCACGUGUUUAAAAGAAUGUACUAGUUUUUAUUCGUUUUUUUGGACUGUUACAUUCGUUGUAGCAAAAUGUCAGUGCCCGAUAAAGUUUUAAUGCGAAAGAUCAAGAAGAGAGAAAAGAAGAAGCUCCAAAUAUUACAAGAACGGGAACAACAAAUAAAGAAUGGUGAAACUGAUGAUUCAGAAUAUGUUGAAAGUGUAGAAAGUGCAAAUGGGUUAAAAAGACAUACAAGUGAAGAUGGAAGUGAAGCAGUAAAAAAAAAGAAAAAGAAGCUAAAGAGUGAAAAGGUACCAGAAACAGAAGAUGAAGAUGAUAAUACUGGUAUUGAAUCCAAUAACACAGGUACAAGUGAAAGUUCUGAAACUAAAGAACAGGACGAUGAUAGUGUAGCUGUAAAUUUACCUGGUAGUACAAUAGGCUUAGAAGUAGCAAAAGAUACCAGCUUUGAGACACUAAAAGAAUCAGUAUGUGAAAAUACCUUGAAAGCUAUUGAAGAUAUGGGUUUCAAAAACAUGACUGAAAUACAAGCAAAAUCUAUUCCACCACUGCUAGAAGGCAGAGACUUGGUUGGUGCUGCAAAAACUGGCUCUGGAAAAACUUUGGCAUUUUUAAUACCAGCUGUAGAAUUAAUUUACAAGUUAAAGUUCAUGCCUCGUAAUGGUACUGGCUGCAUCAUUAUAUCUCCAACACGUGAAUUGUCCAUGCAAACAUUUGGAGUAUUAAAAGAACUGAUGAAGUAUCACCACCACACAUAUGGUUUAUUGAUGGGUGGUGCUAGCAGACAGACAGAAGCACAGAAACUUUCAAAGGGAAUUAAUAUUGUCGUAGCUACGCCCGGUAGAUUAUUGGAUCACUUACAAAACACUGCAGAUUUCUUAUAUAAAAAUCUUCAGUGUCUCGUCAUCGACGAAGCUGAUCGUAUCUUAGACAUUGGUUUUGAAGAGGAACUCAAGCAAAUUAUACAUAUUUUACCAAAAAAAAGACAAACGAUGCUGUUCAGUGCAACGCAGACGAAGAAAACAGAGACGCUGACAGCUUUAGCUUUGAAAAAGGAACCGAUUUACGUCGGUGUCGACGACCAUCAUGAGAAAGCAACAGUAGAAGGCUUAGAACAGGGUUAUGUAGUUUGUCCCAGUGAGAAAAGAUUCCUGCUUCUGUUUACCUUCUUAAAAAAGAAUAGAAAGAAAAAAGUCAUGGUUUUUUUCAGUUCUUGUAUGUCGGUCAAAUAUCAUCAUGAACUUUUAAAUUACAUUGAUCUACCGGUAUUAAGUAUACACGGAAAGCAAAAGCAGACAAAAAGAACAACGACGUUUUUCCAAUUCUGUAACGCAUCAUCCGGAAUACUUUUGUGUACCGACGUAGCUGCGCGUGGUCUCGAUAUACCAGCUGUUGACUGGAUCGUACAAUACGAUCCACCGGAUGAUCCAAAGGAAUAUAUUCAUCGCGUUGGUAGAACAGCUCGUGGAGAAGGUAGUAGUGGUCAUGCAUUAUUAAUUUUACGACCAGAAGAACUCGGAUUUCUUCGAUACCUUAAGCAAGCUAGGGUGCCGGUAAAUGAAUUCGAUUUUUCAUGGAAUAAGAUCGCUGAUAUUCAAUUGCAGCUUGAAAAGUUAAUUUCAAAGAACUACUUUUUAAACGUGUCAGCGAAAGAAGCAUUUAAAGCGUACGUAAGGGCGUACGAUUCUCAUCACUUGAAACAGAUCUUCGAUAUCGAAACGCUAGAUCUAGUAAAAGUGGCGAAAUCCUUUGGGUUUUUGGUACCACCAGCUGUAGAUUUGAAAGUAGGAAUAAGCAAGAAUUCGCGGCCACGAAAAAGAAUAGGAGGAGGCGGUUACGGAUACUUGAAGAGCAGUAACAAUCCAAACUCAGGAAAACAAAUACAGCGUAGCAAAACCUUCCGGCAAGUAAACAGACACGACGACCGACAGUUUUCCAGAUAACCAUGUUUCAAAACAUAAUAAAUUUUUCUGAAUAUGUUACCUCA
This is a messenger RNA of Megachile rotundata (alfalfa leafcutting bee), 2070 nucleotides long. RefSeq names its product probable ATP-dependent RNA helicase pitchoune (gene pit). The record is from RefSeq and is a predicted model, not a curated record. NCBI's taxonomy places the organism in Eukaryota, Metazoa, Arthropoda, Insecta, Hymenoptera, Megachilidae. Gene Ontology annotation, molecular function: ATP binding; nucleic acid binding; RNA helicase activity.